AUGAGUCGUAUAAAUCAUCAAAGUAAUAGUACCAUUACAACUACAGUAGUCGAAGAACCCAUCAAUACAACGAUUGCAGUGCAACACCUUACUCUCUCUCCAGAAUUGUCACGUGAACCACGCGUGCGUUGGUCUGCAGAUACAAUAGAUAAUGAAUUCUUGGGUAGGUAUAAAUCGAAAUGUUGUUGUAUUUACAAGAAACCAAAGAAAUGGAAUGAAAGUUCUGACAGCGAUUCUGAUUCUGAUUGUGAAACGGAACAUUGUCGAGGGCAUGUUGAGCAACGUUUUCAUCCAUUAGGUGGUGGUGAUGGAGGAAAAUAA
This is a messenger RNA of Brugia pahangi, 321 nucleotides long. Lineage: Eukaryota; Metazoa; Nematoda; Chromadorea; Rhabditida; Onchocercidae. The record is from the annotation of a GenBank genome assembly.